AUGGCCUCCAAUCCUAUUGUCUUGAUCACCGGUGCCAAUACUGGCCUUGGCUUUGAAACAGUCAAGGCGCUGUUCCGCUCAUCCAAGAAAUAUAACGUCUUACUCGGGGGGCGAAGCAUUGACAAAGCCAAUACUGCAGUCCAAGAGGUGCGAGCAGAAUUCCCCCAAAGUUCCAGCGUGGUGGAGGCGGUGCAGGUUGAUAUCGAGGAUGAUGGCUCGAUUUCCAAGUUCUUUGACCAUGUUUCCUCCAAGUAUGGACGUCUGGAUGUUUUGAUCAACAAUGCAGGUGGCCAAUUCGACCAGCAGUUGGCGGCCGGCAAGAUGACCACGCGAGAGAUGUGGAACAAAUCAUGGAACGUCAACACGACCAGUACAUACAUCCUCACCCAUACACUUAUGCCUCUGCUGCUAAAAUCCUCGGAUGCAAGACUCAUCUUCAUCACAAGCGGCAUGUCGACAAUGACCGAACACGGAAACCCGCCAUCGGCGCUGAAUUUGUCUCCGCCAAAGGGCUGGCCUAAGCAAGAGCCCGGCUUCCCAGCCUACCGAUCCAGCAAGACCGGCAUGAAUAUGAUGAUGCGAGAGUGGACCCGAAUGCUGAAAGCGGACGGUGUCAAAGUCUGGUGUGUCUCGCCUGGCUUCCUGGCUACGGGGCUCGGAGGCAACCAGGAGAUGAACAAGAAGAUGGGCGCUCUUAAUCCUUCUAUCGGGGCGGAUUUUGUUCGAGAUGUCGUCGAGGGUGCAAGGGAUCAGGAUGUUGGGAAGGUCAUUCGUCGCGAUAAUGUUCAGCCAUGGUAG
Messenger RNA from Rhinocladiella mackenziei CBS 650.93, 798 nucleotides. RefSeq lists its product as uncharacterized. The transcript is spliced from 2 exons. The record is from RefSeq and is a predicted model, not a curated record. NCBI's taxonomy places the organism in Eukaryota, Fungi, Ascomycota, Eurotiomycetes, Chaetothyriales, Herpotrichiellaceae. The coding region runs from base 1 to 798 and encodes 265 amino acids.